Molecule: messenger RNA, 2484 nt
Organism: Serendipita indica DSM 11827
Lineage: Eukaryota; Fungi; Basidiomycota; Agaricomycetes; Sebacinales; Serendipitaceae
Source: the annotation of a GenBank genome assembly
AUGCCUGGGCCAGUCGCAGUAGAUAUCGGAACACCUUCUCCUCGCUCGUCGUUUGAAGAAAUCCAGCACCCAACUUACACCGCCGCUCGUUCAAAUCCGCGCUACGACGCUGCCAGCCCGUCGUGGUCCUCGUCCUCUCACCAGCCACUCGUAGAAGAACUCCCUAUGCACUACGUUACAGAUGAAAAGGCAAGGAGGCGCAUUAUUCGAGCGCCGGGCUCUGUAGACCCUGGUUCCUCGCCGCUCACCAGCACCCGUGAGCAUAUGCCCUACGAAAUGCAUCCCCCGACAGACCACGUCGACGACAUCGACGACGAUGAUGGAAAAGAGGUCUACAGACGGAUGCGCGUCGCGACCGCCCUCCGCCAGAUUCCACGUCCACCCCCGACGACCUUUAAAGAGGACUUAAUCGAAAACCUACCAGCUGCCAUUUACACUCUUUUAUCAUGCUGGACACGAUUCUAUCAGAUUGGUAAAAAUAACCACGUCGUCUGGGACGAGGCACACUUUGGAAAGUUUGGCAGUUACUAUCUACGGAGAGAAUUCUAUUUCGAUGUACACCCGCCACUGGGUAAAAUGAUUGUCGGUCUCGUUGGCCUUCUCUCGGGCUACAACGGUAGCUUUGAGUUCAAGUCCGGCGACGCCUAUCCUGAAGAUGUACCCUAUGUCGCCAUGCGAGUCAUGCUCGCCACCUUUGGCGUGCUCAUGGUCCCCCUCGCCUGGUACACGUCUCGCGAACUCGGCUUUAGUCGACGCGCAGCACAUUUGACCACCAUCAUGGUUCUUUGCGACGUCGCCUGGCUUUGCAUCUCCCGCUUUAUCCUCCUCGACUCUAUGCUCCUCUUCUUCACCUGUACUACCGUCUUUUGUCUCACAAAGUUUCAUUCGGAACGACACGAUCCGUUUGAGCCCGAUUGGUGGAUAUGGCUCACCCUCACCGGAAUUUCCAUCGGAUGCGUCACGUCUAUCAAAUGGGUCGGAUUCUUCGUCACGGCGCUCGUUGGCGUAUACACACUGGAGGAUCUGUGGGAAAAGUUUGGCGACUUGAAAAUGCGCAAGCGAGAUUACAUCAAACAUUGGAUCGCCCGAGGCGCGCUCUUGAUUGUGCUGCCGUUCAUCGUCUACAUGAUUUCGUUCAAGAUUCAUUUCCUCAUUCUCAACCAUUCCGGAACUGGAGAUUCACAAAUGUCCUCGCUCUUCCAGGCAAACUUGGAAGGCAACGACUUUAGCAAGAAUCCACUCGAAGUCGCCUUUGGCUCCAAAGUCACGUUCAAGAAUAUGGGAUACGGUGGCGGUCUGUUGCACAGUCAUACGCAGACCUAUCCUGUAGGAAGUCAACAGCAGCAAGUGACCUGCUACCACUACAAGGACGACAACAACCACUGGCGCGUCGAAAAGCCAUGGACCUCUGCCCCUGUCGACGACGAGGGUGACAUCGAGUUCCUCAAGCACAAUGACGUUGUCCGUCUCGUGCAUACGCCGACCGGUCGAAACCUCCACUCUCACACUGUCGCUGCACCCGUCACCAAGCUCAACAAUGAAGUGUCCUGCUAUGGUAAUACGACGACCGGCGAUGCGGGUGACCACUGGAUUGUUGAGAUUGUCGACGACAUGGUUCUCGGCAAGAGGCAGAAUGUCCCGCAUGUGCGAAGCUUGACGACAAAGUUGCGCUUCAAGCAUCAGCAACUCGGGUGCUACCUCGUCGCGCCAAACACCGUCUUACCACCGUGGGGAUUUAAGCAAAUUGAAGUCAGCUGUGACAAGGAGAAUAACCCAAAUGAUCCACACACACACUGGAACGUGGAGAGCCACUGGAACGGACGACUGCCCGUUGGAGAGACGAAGUUUUACAAGUCGCCAUUUUUCCGCGACUUUUGGCAUCUCAACGUUGCGAUGAUGACCUCGAACAAUGCGCUCGUCCCCGACGCAGACAAGGAAGACAUUCUCGCAUCGUCGCCGACGGAUUGGCCAUGGCUGCACCUCGGUCUACGCAUGUGCGGAUGGGGCGACAAUCAGACCAAGUACUACCUGAUUGGUAACCCGGCUGUUUGGUGGAGCGGCACUGCGUCGUUGGGCAUUUGUGUGCUCGUUAUUUGCGUCUACCUCAUUCGUAAUCAACGGGGGUAUCGUGAUUGGGGUGUCGGCGAGUGGGAUCAUUUCCUGUAUGUGUGCAAGAUUGCUGGGCUCGGAUGGGUGUUCCAAUACGUGCCGUUCCUCAUCAUGGGUCGAGUAACCUAUAUCCACCAUUAUUUGCCCACGCUCUACUUUGCCGUACUCAUGGUCGGUCACUUGUUUGACCACCUCGUCUUCAAGUCGCGUCGCUUCUCCGAGAGGACGAAGUGGAUCAUCUUUGCUAUUGCGUCUGGAAUCGUCAUUGGUGUCUUUUGGUGGUUCAGAGGCGUCGCGUUCGGUAUCGACGGUCCCAUUAAGGAGCACUGGGGGCUCUUGUGGCGCAAGACUUGGAACAUCUACGAGAGUCAUUAG